This is a messenger RNA of Rotaria socialis, 453 nucleotides long. The record is from the annotation of a GenBank genome assembly. Lineage: Eukaryota; Metazoa; Rotifera; Eurotatoria; Philodinida; Philodinidae.
AUGCGUAUUAACUUUUACGACCUAAAUGGACCGUAUGCCGAAUUUUGUAAUUGGUAUCCUGCUCCCAUGGAGCUUGAUGGACGUACAUGGCCCACAGUUGAACACUAUUUUCAAGCUCAGAAAUAUGUUUUCGACCAAGCUCACUUCGAAUGCAUCUCACAGCUAACUACGCCCCAAGAAACGAUAGACUAUUCUCGAGCACAUUCUUCCACAGUACGACCCGAUUGGCACCAUGUGAAAAACGAAGUUAUGCUCAAGGCGUGUAUGGCUAAAUUUCAGCAGCAUCCCAAAUUGAAAGAAUUAUUAUUAUUAACUGGAGAUAGUAUGAUCAUUGAGCAUACAGCUAAUGAUUCUUAUUGGGGAGAUGGUGGUGACGGAACUGGCAGAAAUCAAUUAGGAAUUACUUUGAUGUUAGCUAGGACAGCUAUCAUAAAUCAAGAGCGGACAUUUUGA